This is a messenger RNA of Daphnia pulex (common water flea), 1148 nucleotides long. RefSeq names its product transcription termination factor 2-like. The record is from RefSeq and is a predicted model, not a curated record. Lineage: Eukaryota; Metazoa; Arthropoda; Branchiopoda; Diplostraca; Daphniidae. The coding region runs from base 425 to 1120 and encodes 231 amino acids. The transcript is spliced from 4 exons. Gene Ontology annotation, molecular function: ATP-dependent chromatin remodeler activity; ATP binding.
UCAUGUGUGAUUGCCAAUUAUCCAGAACAACGGAUUCCGAUCGAGCUGUAAAGCCCAGAUCUAUUUUGAAAGUUAAGCCGAACAAUGUUCAUGACGGUCAUGUCGCGGCCACAUCAAUAAAUGAUACCUGCCUGAGAGUGACCCCUGCUACGGCCAUCAUGCAAAGUGCAGCAAAUGCCGGCUUGGUUCCAAUGAUUCGGUCGCCAAUGGAUUCAGUUACUUGUUCAGGAAAUAAGUCAAAGAUUAAUACACUUGACAUCAAUGAAGUAAGUUUUUAGUCAUAUUAUUCUCCUUUUAUAAAUUUUGAAAAUAUUUUUGUUUAAUAUCUUAGGUAUGUAAGACAUUAACUGACGGAAGAGAAGUCCAAAAACCUGAGGCAGACAAACUAACCGAACUUUCGACAAGUUCCGGCGAAAUUCCUAAUAUGACUCCAUUUUCAGCCGAAGAGAUGGCAUCUGCCGUUUCUGAGCUUGCAAAACUCAAGAAAAUACCCAUCACAGUAUACAUGAAAGACGGAGGAGCUAAACUUGAAGAAAAAAUUCGGGCGCUAUCUGAAAGAAUUGAUUUCACUCGUAAAAAUGGAUUUGCCCCAUCACAACUUUCACUGGCUGUGAGCUCCCCUGCCAUGGCUCGACUAAAAAUUCAGAAGCAGUUGCAAAUCGAUCAGCAUCGGGAAAAAAUGUCUGCGGAGCAAAUAGUUUUCAAAAAUUUUCAUCGGUCCUUGGCGAACCGUCCCAAACCAUCGGACAAGGAAGUCACUACAGCACAACUAACGGUUUCGCUUUUGCCGCAUCAAGAGACGGGAUUAAAAUGGCUUUUAUUCCGUGAAAACGAAGAUCCCGCAGGUGGCAUUCUGGCCGAUGAUAUGGGCAUGGGGAAAACCAUAAUCCUCAUUGCGUUGAUCCUUCGACACAAGGAAUUAGCUGUAACUUCACUGAGUGAAACAUCUUACAACACAGCUGCAAUGAAUAGAUGUACAGGAACAUUAAUUGUUUGCCCUCCUAGUUUCGUAGGUCAAUGGGAAGAUGAAAUCCAUCGUCGCUGUAAAAAGAACUGUUUAAAGGUUGCCAUUUAUCACGGGUCUUAUCGCAACCAAUUGGAUUCUAAAUUACAUCAGUAGGUACGAUGUAGUCAUAACGACUUAUCAA